CGUGAAGAGAAGAAGCUUUGACAUCGAUCGGUAAUGAAAAUGAAGGGAUCUUCUUCUUCGUCCUCGCUUGCACACGCGGUGCCAAUCCUCCUGGUGAUCCUAUGCUCCUGCUCCCUGCUGCUACCAUCCUCUGACGCCGCCGACCAAGGUGCAGCCUAUAGUUUUCCGUCCGGGGGGCGUGUACCAGUAUACUCACCGACGCCACCCCAGCCCGGGCCGCCGAUACGCCAGGGCGGUGGCAGCAGCGGCAGCGGCGGUGGUAGCGGUGGCAGCGACGCUCUGGCACCGCCGCCGGCACUUGCGCCGCCACAUCAUGAGAACUCGCACCCGCGGCCACGCUGCAAGUACCUGCACGGCUGGAGGAACUGAACAACUUCCACUGGAGUCUAGCUACCUGAUGAGACGAGGAGAUGCGGGCGAUAGUGCCCCACGGGCUUGGAGCCUUGGAGUGGAGAGACUAUUGCCUGAUUCAACAA
Messenger RNA from Triticum urartu, 476 nucleotides. Lineage: Eukaryota; Viridiplantae; Streptophyta; Magnoliopsida; Poales; Poaceae. The record is from RefSeq and is a predicted model, not a curated record.